AAUAAAACUUUUUUUGUGUGCAAUUUGGUGAAAAUAUUUUUUUUGAUGUCGAAUACAAUAAUAAAUAAUAUUAAAAUGUGUUAAAAAAUAAUAAUAUUAAGCGCUCGGCAAAACCUACAACAUUAUUAGUUGUACUCAUGUAGGAAGCACAAUUUACCAAUAAUUAAUCCCGUCAGAUAUUUGUAGAAAUUGGAAUAUUAUUUAUCUUUUCUACUAAGCGAAAAAAAUAUAGCUAAAAAAAUUAAUAGAAACAAUGAUUAAACUAUUUUAAUAACUUUAAAAUAAUCAUAAUUGUAAUCAAAAAUAAAAAAAAUUUAAUGGACAAACUAAUAAUCACAUUUCAAUUUAGUGAAUCACAAAGUUAUUUUAAGUUUUUGUUUUUUUAUGGGAUUUUUACUCAAUGUGCAUAAUUUUUGAUUUAUUAUCUUAAGAUAGUACAAAAUCUACCACUUUCCCCCUUAACACCUUUGUAUAAAUAAGUGAUAAUAGAGAAAGAAAACGCCACCUUGAAGCACGAUCUACCAAUAAGAUUAUAUAGCUGCCCAAUAAUUACAACAACAACCGAAACAUCAACGGAACCUCAACUUAACCCUCAACACCAAUAUCGGUGACCAUGAGCAACUUUGAACGUAAAAAGACUACGCCCUGUGCGGGCUGCAUGCAGGCUAUUAAAUGGGUACCAGUCAUAUUCAUAGCUUCUGUUAUAGUCUGGUCCUAUUAUGCCUAUGUCGUACAAUUAUGUAUACUUGCCAUUGAAAACACAUUUGAGAAAAUAGUAUUCCUUAUAUUCUAUCACAUCAUCUGUGUAUUAUUCUUUUGGUCCUAUUGGAGUACGGUUUUUACACCAGUAGGCACAGUACCUUCUAAUUGGCGCAUACCAGAGUCAGAAAUAGAGAGACUUUUUAGAGCUGAAAGUCAAGAGCAACAGAAACGGAUCUUGGAAAAUUUUGCCAAAGAUCUACCAGUAACAAAUCGCACACUUAAUGGCUCUGUACGCUUUUGUGAUAAAUGCAAAAUUAUUAAACCCGAUCGGGCUCAUCAUUGUAGUGUUUGCGGUACUUGUGUUCUAAAAAUGGAUCACCAUUGUCCUUGGGUUAAUAAUUGUGUAAAUUUUACCAAUUAUAAAUUUUUUGUCUUGUUCCUCGGUUAUGCACUACUAUACUGCCUCUAUGUGUCCUUAACAUCGUUGGAAUACUUUAUACGCUUUUGGAGGACUGAAAUUGAUCAACAGGGUGAACUGACCUCAGGCAUGGGACGUUUUCAUAUAUUGUUUUUAUUUUUUGUUUCCAUAAUGUUUGCCAUUAGUUUGGUCAGCUUAUUUGGUUAUCACAUCUAUUUGGUAUUAAUGAAUCGUACUACACUGGAAGCUUUUCGUGCUCCUAUAUUUCGUAUUGGUGGUGCGGAUAAAAAUGGUUUUAAUUUAGGCAAAUAUGCCAAUUUUCAAGAAGUUUUUGGUGAUAAUUGGAAGUUAUGGUUUUUACCAGUUUAUACCAGCUUUGGUGAUGGUAUAAGUUAUCCGAUGCGUCAUUGUGAAGAAGAUACAGAAACCUUAUUGGGUAAUCAUGCUGAUACCAGAAUUGAUAUGGAAGAUGAAAUUGAUAUAUUCCCAGAGACGAGAUUUCAUGAUAGUAUAAUACCAUAGUUAAUAUUGACCGAAGAUAAUGUAGCCACCUAUUAUAUAUGAUCAAAAUAAUUAAAGGACUUAAUGUAAUGAUAUUCCUUACUUCAAAAUUACCUUAAUUAACCACAGACAGACAGAGAAAGGGAGAGAGAGAGAGAGAAGGAACUGGAAAGUUGCAAAAGUAUUUACAAUGUAUGUAUGUAUUUUAUUUUAAGUAACCCAGCAGUUCGAAGGGACAGUCCCGAACUGACCACUAAACCUACCACUUGUGUUGGCCUCUAGCCACCUGACUACCAAGGUGACCGACCAUUUUAACAUGGGCUUGUCCUACGAGGAAGUCAAUAGUCACUCUACGCCCUACAAAGAGACAGUAAAGAGACGAUUGCCUCCGCUCUCGCUACAAAGGUGACACUAAAGUGCGAAUGUCUUCAUUCUAGAUUACAAAGAGUUUAUUUGUGACGAAAGACCAAAAACAUACGAAUUUGAGUCAGCCAUCUCUAGGUUACUUGAGGACAGUAAAAAGACGACGGUCUCCGAUCCCGCUUACAAAGUGACGACUGUCUUCAUUCUCGAUUACAAAGGGUACAUUCAUAACGAAUUACCAAAAACAUACGAAUUACGAUCAUCCAGAUGGGUAACUAUUAAUGGAAAUUAUUGUCUUUUUCGUAUGCCUUGACUUUUUGUCGAACUGCUGGGAUAAUGUUGUGUUUGUGUAACAAAAAUGGUUUAGUAUAUUAAUAGAAAUAGACAAAAAGGGAAAACAAUUUUGUUGCAAGGAAUAUAUGUAUAAGUAUUGUUGUAUUUUUCAGAGAUAUAUGUACAUAGGUGGUUACAUUACAAUUUACGACUAUAUAAACAUACAACUAACACAAAGUUUUCUUUUUGUAACUUAACUGCAUACAUAAAUGUAGAAUUUUUGUUAAGUAAUUUGAAAUUAAAGUUAAAUUUUAAUUUCUAUAAUUUUUUUCUUAUAGAAAAAUUUAGCAAAUUACAAAAAAAAUAAUAAUAAUGCUAAAAAAACAUUUGUUAUAG
Lucilia cuprina (Australian sheep blowfly) is the source of this 2653-nucleotide messenger RNA. Its product is annotated as palmitoyltransferase ZDHHC15B. The record is from RefSeq and is a predicted model, not a curated record. Gene Ontology annotation, cellular component: Golgi apparatus; endoplasmic reticulum. The transcript is spliced from 7 exons. Gene Ontology annotation, molecular function: protein-cysteine S-palmitoyltransferase activity. Bases 614 to 1642 code for a protein of 342 amino acids. Lineage: Eukaryota; Metazoa; Arthropoda; Insecta; Diptera; Calliphoridae. Gene Ontology annotation, biological process: protein targeting to membrane; peptidyl-L-cysteine S-palmitoylation; synaptic vesicle maturation.